AUGGCAACAGCAUUAGAUGUUCAACAUGAGAGAGCUUACCAAAAACAAGAAGGAGCAAGUUUUUUUAACUCCAAGAAAAUAAAGAAAGGCUCCAAGAGUUAUAUAAGAUACUGGAAAAAGGUUGGAUUAGGAUUCGCUACCCCUAAAGAAGCCAAGGAAGGUGUUUAUGUAGAUAAGAAAUGCCCAUUCACAGGAAAUGUAUCAAUUAGGGGAAGAAUAUUGAAAGGUAUGGUUAUUUCAAACAAAAUGAAGAGAACAAUUAUAAUUAGAAGAAACUAUUUACACUAUGUCAAGAAAUAUAACAGAUUUGAAAAAAGACAUAAAAAUAUUCCAUGCCACUGUUCUCCAUGUUUUGACGUAAAGGAAGGUGACAUAGUAACAGUUGGUCAAUGCAGGCCAUUAUCAAAAACUGUAAGAUUUAACGUUUUACAUGUAGAGAAACACCAAAUCUUUGGAAGUGCCAGAAAACAAUUUGUUUUGUUUUAA
Messenger RNA from Plasmodium reichenowi, 486 nucleotides. RefSeq names its product 40S ribosomal protein S11, putative. The transcript has 3 exons. Gene Ontology annotation, cellular component: cytosolic small ribosomal subunit; ribosome. The record is from RefSeq and is a predicted model, not a curated record. Gene Ontology annotation, biological process: translation. Gene Ontology annotation, molecular function: structural constituent of ribosome. The coding region runs from base 1 to 486 and encodes 161 amino acids. NCBI's taxonomy places the organism in Eukaryota, Apicomplexa, Aconoidasida, Haemosporida, Plasmodiidae.